CGCCGCCCGCGGACGACCCGCAGCCCGUGCAGCCGCUCAUUCCGCUCUCCCCGCCCCCGGUUCCGCCGCCCCCUCCGCUUCCGCACCAGCGGACCUCUCCGGCAGCACCGCGGCAGUGGCGGAGGGCGGAAGCAGCGGCGCAAACAGCAGCGAGGGCGGGAGCAGCGAGGGGAGCAGCGGCGGGAGCAGCGGCGGGAUGAGCAUGGGGGUAUACAUUGGGAUUGCCGCGGGAGGCGCGCUGCUUGUGAUUCUGGCGGCGACAAUUAUCGGCUACUGCUGCUGGUGGCGCCCCAAGCAAUCCCGCGCGCGCGCAGCAGCGUACAAGGCAAUACGGAGCAACAAGGACCUCACUCCGCCCCCCGCAAGCAAGUCUAAAAGCAAGACGCGGAGCCCCUCAGCGGGCGGAGAAGCCGGGGGAGGCGCUGGUGGAGCAGCAGCGGCGGUGGCGGGCGCAGCAGCGGGCGCAGCGGCAGGGGCAGCAGUGGCGGGUGCUGGUCGGAGCUCCUCUAAGAAAAAAUCGCCUUCUAAGCGUCAUUCUCCGUCCAAGCACCACCGUAUCGAUAUCGAGUCUGGCAAUAACGGGACGAGUGGGAACCACAAUGGUAGUGGUUACCACUCGGGUUACCACGCCGUUGACGUGCCUCCUGUAACGGUCGUGGAGCUCCCUUCCGAGCCUGCCCUGCGCUCAGGUCCGGCGGAAUCCGCGGCUGCAGCCUCGGCAGUGAGUGCCACAGGUGCGGCAGCCGGAGCUGCGAUCGCAGGUUCGGGAAGCAAGAGCAAGGGCAGGUCCGGCAAGUCCCACUCCCCUUCCCCCAAGAAAGACAGCCCUAGGAGCACUCUUAACGCGGAUAAGGAGAGUGUUGGAUCGUCGCCACGUGGCGACCAGCACGAUCCAACGGGUGCUGGUGGCUCUGCUGCUGUUGGUGCUUUAGGCUCCCGUUCGUUUGGCAGUGGCAGAAGCGGCAGCGAUCGAAAGGCAGUCGCUGCUGCUGCUGCUGUUGCCGCUGCUUCUGGUUCGAGGAGGAGUCCCCAGACCUCUCCACACAAGGCUCGGCCGGAGAGUCCCCGAGCCAGGAAGCCAGGCUCGGGAGCAGCCGAGCCAGAGGCUGUCCCGGGCCGGGAUGGAUCGAGACGAGAGAAGACCGCGCCUAAGACGGAGAGAGCCGGGCACCAGCAGAGCAAGAGCCCUGAGACCAGCCCGUCACCCAAGGGGAAUAAGGACGGUCAACCAGGCGGGCCAACAACGACAGUGCCAAUGCUGCUGUUGGGAAUGGUGCUGCUGGUGGUGAUGGUGGUGCUGGUGCUGGUGCUAGUGGUGGUUCGCUGGCGCAUGAAGUGCCUCCGCCUGCCAUUCCCCCCUCGGCUCCGCGCAACCGGGACAGCACACCCCCGCGCAUGCCCUCCUGGUCCCGCUCCGGUAACCGUAACUCCCCCUCGCCCGGCGGUGGUAACCACCGGUCCUCCUCGCCGAACCGAGGCUACCACGGGACGCCGCCCAAGCCAGCCGAACCUGUGCCGAUCCUCCGGGAGGAGGGGAUCCCCACAGUGGUGGAAAUCCCGGUGGAUUCUGAUGAGAAUCAAAUCAAAUCUGGAGGAUCUAACCGGCCGGGUGCUGAUCCCUCCUGCCGUCCCAAUCCCCCAGCUGAAAUCUAUGGCUGGGGCUGGGCCUAGGAGGCAAGGGAGAAGGGGAGGGGGAAUGGGGGAGGAUGACGUGUCACCCGCUCCCCCGCCGAACGCCAUGAGGCGGAGUGGGCCGGGGAAGGGAAGGGGGAGGGGGCAGGUGCUGGCGCGGGUAUGGGGGCUGGGACGGCGUCAGUUACCCCCAAGUAUGGGGCGGCGGGGAGAGCGCUUAGACAGUCGGAAGUAUGGGAGCGGAAGGGGCUCGGGGGGAGCGGGAGGGGGAAUGGGCGGAAGAGGGGGGGUGUGGAUUCCCCCAUCAGGCGGAUCAGGAGGGGGAGCUGACGUGGCACCAGAGGCAUCAGAUGACGUGGCAGGGGAUGGGAGCGGCGUUGAGAGGUUCUUCACUGUUGCUGAGCUGUCACUGGCGACCAAUGAUUUCGGGCGGCAGUCUCAGCGAAAUGUUUUGGGCACGGGCAGGGACGGCUCGGUGUACAAGGCUCGGCUGCCCGACGGGACGACAGUGGCAGUGAAGCGACUUACCCAGAGAAACCUGGACCAAACUGCGCGGGAGUUCCGGUUCGAGGUGGAGUCGCUGAGCCACGCCCGGCACCCGAACCUGGUGGCGCUGCUGGGGUGCUGUGCGGAGGAGGAGGAGCGCAUGCUCGUGUAUGAGUUUGUGCCCAACGGCUCUCUGGAGGCGUGGCUGCACCAGAGCAGCAACAUGGAGCCCAUCGACUGGCCCAUGCGCAUGCACAUCGCCAUCGGCUGCGCUCGAGGUCUGGCUCACCUGCACGAGGGCCUUGACCUGAAGUGGAACCCCAAGCUAGGAGACUUUGCCAUUGCCAAGGUCAUGGGCCGCGACCAGAGCCACGCCGCCACACGUGUCGUUGGGACCUUCGGAUACGUGGCUCCAGAGUACAUGAACACCGGGCUGCUGACUGAGCGCAGUGACGUCUACAGCUUCGGCGUGCUGCUUCUUGAGGUCAUAUCCGGAAGAAAGCCGAUCGACAAUGGAGCUCCUCCAGACGAGAUGGAUCUGGUGAAGUGGGCGAAGAAGCUGAGCUCUCAGGAGCGGCUGAUUGAGAUUGUUGACCCCCGGCUGCAAGGCCUGGUGUCUCCCGAUGAUGCCGAGUACGUGCUCGGCAUCGCCAUGCGCUGUGUGGAGACCAACGCCCUCAAGCGGCCUCGCAUGACCCAGAUCGUCCACAUGCUGGAGAGUGAAGACCCCAAGCAGAGGGAUGACUGGGUGGCUCGAAGACCUAGCCCUGUGAGUGCCAGGUCACUGACAGUCCGAGAUCCAAGCCCCAGCUAUGCCAAUGGCAACAUGACUGCACCCGGCCGGUCCGAAUCCAGCAGGGCGAGCCCACGACCGCUCUACUCCAACGGCAGGACAGACUCCCUCCGCUCUCUCAGCCCGCGUUGCUCCCUUGCUGCAUCCAGCCCAGGGGCGCCUGAUGUCGGUGCCCUCAUUGCCAAUGCUGCCAUGAGGUCAAGCCCGAGAGCACUGAGCCCACCACCACAACGGCCGAGUCCUGGAGCUCCAAAGGGGGCUUCCCCUAGGUUCAUGAGCCCCCGAGCAGCGAGCCCGAGGUAUUGCUUCUCCCAAUGCUGAUGCGGCUAAUAUCAUUGCAAGUCAUGCGAUGAGCAUCAAUGCGCAACGAAGGCCGGGGUCAUGGAGUAGGAGGUAGGUGCCCUUGCUUUUGUAGAGUAGAUGCGAGAUAAACUGGUUGAGUGCUUUUCAUCAGCUCUACCUCGUUGCAUGGCCUUACAAAUGUGACUAACUAAUCAUCCUCGGGAAAACUACUAGAAGAAAAAGACAUAAUCCUGAACACCAGUCUUAGUUCUGC
Messenger RNA from Closterium sp. NIES-67, 3467 nucleotides. NCBI's taxonomy places the organism in Eukaryota, Viridiplantae, Streptophyta, Zygnematophyceae, Desmidiales, Closteriaceae. The record is from the annotation of a GenBank genome assembly.